AUGAUAAACCACCGUGGCUCCCAGCUUCGGAUCUCGCCACCCGCAUCACCACCACCACUAGCACGCUCUCCGCCUCCAAUGACGCAGACCCCUACGCCCACGGCCUCGGCCACUGCUGCACAGCCUUCACCGGGGCCCGAGCCCGCGCCGGAGGCGGAGCUGCCGGACGCCAUCGCGGCCGCGCUGCCGCCGGACCCGUACGAGCAGCUGGAGGUGGCGCGCAAGAUCACGGCCGUGGCCGUGGCGUCCCGGGCCUCGCGCCUCGAGCUCGAGGCCGCGCGGCUACGGCAGAGGCUGGCCGACAGGGACCGCCUCGCCGCCGAGCUCGCCGACAGGGCCGCCAAGCUCGAGCUGGCACUCCGCGACGCCGACGCGCGACUCCGCGGCGCGCUCGACGACAACGCCAAGCUGGUCAAGGAGCGGGACUCGCUCGCGCAGACGUCCAAGAAGCUGGCCAGGGACCUCGCCAAGCUGGAAACCUUCAAGCGGCAUCUGAUGCAAUCGCUGGGCGAUGACAAUUCCCAAAUUCAGGAAACAGUAGACAUAAGAACCUGCGAGCAAUCGGUGGCAAAAGCGAAUUCCUGGAAAGAUGGACUAGAGAACAGCCAUCCAGCAUCCUCUCUAUCCGACGAAUCCAACGAAGCCGAAAGCAUAAAUCAGGAAGUAACGAGGCCAUUUGAGCAGAAACUGACCAUCACGCACAUCACUCCACGCCUCACCUCGGAUCCUGCGACGAAGCUGAGAACCGCCGCAACAACAUCCCCGAGAAGGUACUCCACGGCGGUGUCGCCCAAACUGGCGUCCGGCGCCACCUCGCCGCGAUUGGAGGGCCACAUGGCGAUGUCGCCAUGGCUGCCCUCCAGCAAGAUGUCCUCUGCAGCCAACUCGCCUCCUCGUGGACACUCUACCUCAGGACGCGGUACAAGAGUAGAUGGCAAAGAGUUCUUUCGUCAAGCAAGAAGUCGCCUGUCGUACGAACAAUUUGCGGCUUUUCUUGCCAAUAUCAAGGAGCUCAACGCCCAUAGGCAAUCUCGAGAGGAGACCCUGAGGAAGGCGGAUGAGAUCUUCGGUGCAGAAAACAAGGACCUCUUGAGGUCGUUCCAAGGGCUGCUUAGCCGCAGCCUAUCGUAG
This is a messenger RNA of Miscanthus lutarioriparius, 1131 nucleotides long. The record is from the annotation of a GenBank genome assembly. NCBI's taxonomy places the organism in Eukaryota, Viridiplantae, Streptophyta, Magnoliopsida, Poales, Poaceae.